AUGCCAGGGGGGGCUCUUGUCGUGCCGCGUUCGGCUCAGCCGCCAGGCGCAGACUGGAAGGAUUCUUAUUUCAGUUUAGAUAUGCGUUACCAACAACUCCGGAAGCUGUUAAAUUCAAAAGAAGAGGAGCUUAAACUUCUAAAAGUAGCACAACGCAAGUCUAAGGCGUCAUUCGCUAAUAAAUCUAGUAAAUCUCUGAAUUCUUUGGGUCCUGAGAAUCCUGUGGGACUCAACACUUCUGUUCCGGAUAGACCUUCAAAGACAGGGACUAUUCGAAAUAAGGCAUCUGAAUCGCACGUUCAGGAAGGCGACGUGCUGGUGCCUUCUGGCAAUUAUCCAAAGGCGACCAGCACAACUUUUAUAGGUGAUUCGGUUCCCAUGUUAGGUCCUGCUUCUAAGUUGCCCGAUCCUGCAAUGAUUUGGGGUUCCGAGAAGAAUGCCAGUAACUAUGUCAUUGCCACUGCUCUUUACCAUGCCAACGAGGAGCUUCAGAGUAAGCUCAACGAGUCUUCCACUAUGAUUCAAUCUCUUCAACGUGAACUAUCUAGUUCCCGCUCGUUAUGCACAAAUUUCCAAGCCCGAAUCGAAGAUCUUGCACAGCAGAUCCAUCAACUUAUUCGCGAGCGUGAUUUGGCCUCCCAGAAGCUGGCCACAUCGCAGGAGAGCGUCACCAACCUUCAACGGACUCUGCAGAAUCACAUCGGGGAGGAGCAAAAACUUCGGUUUUCUCUCGAGAACCAGAUUGCUGACUUGCGGAGCCGGUUGAUUGUUGGAUCGGAUGCCAAUGAUCUGCUCAGCAAGGAUGUUCGAGCGCUUCUUUCCGACACGAAGACGAAGGACCAGCAAGUUAUGAGUCUGCAGUCGAAGUUGGCGCUUACCGAGUCCGCGCUUUCUUCACAGCGUAAUACGAAUGAGAACCUCUUGUUGGAAUUGAGGGGUCUGAAUCAACAGCUCGUUGGGGAGCGCAAGCGGCUCUUGGUCGCGGUCGGGGAGUUGGAGCUGGGACAGUUUCGAAAAGGCCAGAUCGAGACUCUAGAAGCUCAGCUGCGUCAGGUGAAAGAGGAGCGCUCGCGCAUCGAGCUCGAACAUGCCAAACUCUUAUCCGAAUACGCUCAUUCCACCGAGGAGGCCCUCCACAUUGCACGCCAGGAGGUGGAGGGGGAUUUGACGGACGCACGGCGUACCGCCCAGCAGUGGGAGAAUCUUUCACAGUUGCUCUACAAGGACGUGGCGGAGCGCACGCAGCACCACCAGCGAUGCCGCGCGGAGUGUGAGGAGGCCAAAACCCAACGCGAUAUGCGCAGUGUAGAAUUACGCCAAGCCAACGAGGCGCUCAAGCGAUGCCAGGCUAAGCUCGCCGUGGUAUGGCCCAAUCACGACGUAGACACGGAUAACCUAUCGGCCGAGGAGAUCCUUGAGACGUUUAAAUCGCGAGCCAUUUCUGCCUUCGUGCGACCCCACGACGAAGCAGGGGCGGCGACGCAAUUAACUACCCUUCUUACAGGGGCCGCACCCAAACCACCCACACCAAGUGCAUUGCGUUUGGAGAAGGAGUUGCCCAUUGACCCGACAACGACCGUGGAUCGUAUUCAUGAGCUAUAUGAGGCCAACGCCAUGCUUAUGGCUGAAGUCGAGCAGCUGCGUUUGGCCAACGAGAUGCAUUUGGCGCGCAUCGAGGCAAUUACCAGCCGACACGACAAAGAAAAGGAGCAUAUGGAUGAUGAGAAGAGGAAGAUAGAGACGUGUGAGGUGGCAGGCAGGGCAUUGCUGGCGCGGCAGUUGGAUCGUGUGCAGUUCCUCGAAUCUCAGGUCCGUUCUUUGCGUGGUUACCACAUCAGCCCCAACGCGACGAUCGAGAGCAUUCCUGCUUCAGAGACAGUGCUAGAGCUGUUCCUAGGCCAGUUGGUGGCGGCGGAGAUUCCCGAUGGGGUCACCGUGCCGGAGGACUUCUCUCAGGUCUUUUGUUCGGUUGAUUUUCUUCUGCACGAGACCGUCACCACCCCUACUGUGCAUGGUUUUAAUGGCUUCUUCGACACUACAGUAUCGUUCCGUAUUGCGAUGGAUGCGCUCUUGCUUUACUACUUGCAGACUCGCCAACUCCUGGUGCAGCUGCACCGCAUCCGUAGUGAUGAUGAGGUGUCAUCGAUGUUGGAUGCCCAUGAUACUGAAGCAUUGGAAGGUUUAGUCAGUAAAGGGCAUGACAUGGAUGAUCCCCGUGGUAGCACCAUUGCGCGUAGCGACGACGAUGGGUUAAAAAUGGUCGAGAGAUUGUUUGAGACGGUGGCGGAAGGAUAUACAGGCCUAGUAGAACUGGUCGCGCGCGAGGAGAGUUUGAACGCGGUAAGACCAACCUUGAAGGGUCAUAUUAAGUUGAUCCGUUCCGAUAACAAGCAUAUCGCAUCCGUUGAGUUCCUCUUGACGGCGCGCACACCCUUUUCAGAGGGGUUUAAGGAGCUUGUGAGGAUGACGCUCACCACCCCCGGAGGCUCACUGAGCCCACAACGCUCCGCAGUACCCAACAGAGAAUUCACUCCUUCGAGGGCGACCUCUCCGGCACUUCCGCACGCCACGGACUACCUCACGCGGCAGCCCGUUUUAAUCAUGGGAGACCCCUCUGGAUUCUCCCGAGACGCCGAGGCGAACAACCCCCCCCAGGCCCCACGACGAGGGGGUUUAAUGCAAUUGAUCCCCGCCAACGCGGAAACGAGUGCCACACUGGCCGGAUCCCUUCCAUCGUCCUACGAUUCGAGCGCCACCGCGGCGCGUUUCGGUACCUCUUCAACCGACCGCACUGAUCUCCCACGAGGCCGAUCCCCUCACAACCGACGGCGCGAGGAUGAAAGGAUCGAUUUACGCCCUCCCCAGUCCUCCCCCGGUACGGGGGUGAAGUCGGAUCCUUCUCGGGCUCGGUCCCGGAGCGUCCUUCCGGGCGUGGAGGAUCCCGGGGGCGACGUAGGGGGCUUUGCGCACAUCGCCAAGCACCUUCUGACCUCUUUGUCCUCGGCCGGCCCUGCCGCCCCGGGGCCCGAUCACAGGGUCCGCGCCCUGGCCAUCGAUGUGGUUCGGGUGGAGCUACCGACGGAUUUGCCCACCCCGAUCCCGCGGCUGUCCUGCUUCUUUGCGGUGCCUUGUCUAGGCCGGGAGGUCCGACUCCCCGCGCCGGCCUGUCCGCAGUACACUGUGGCCUACGCACUGCGGGAGGGCCAUCCCUACGGGGCGGUCUUCGCGGUGACGUCGUUGGCCCAACUCGCGCGUUUGGCGCGUGAGCCCUUGACCUUCGUCUUCCUCGACGAGGACGCCGGGGGGAAGGGUGGGGUUUGGGCCAUGGCCCUGGGCGAGUGCGGCGAGGCGCUGGGGCGGCCAGGGGUGGUGCGCGAUUAUGAACUGCCGCUCUGGCGGCCGGGCGGCGCCGCCGGCGAGGGCCCGCGGACGGCGCUGCGGGAUGCCAUCGUGCGCGUUAGAGUGACCGCCUUCGCCGCGGCAGCGACGGCUGGUGAGGGCGAUACGGGGCAAAGUCCGGUAGAGGUCAAGGGGCGUACCCCCCCCACCCCGGGUCUUCAACCUCCGUCGGCGUUGGCCACGGUCCGAAGCUUGCCAAUUUUUUCCACGGAACGUCAGCAGGUUUCGUCCUUUCCGAAUACCACGUUCAGUACCAACCGAGAGGGUGCCGGUGGUGACGUCGGCGUGGGCGUCCCGCCUUCGCUUGAAGAGGAAUUAAUGCGACUUGAAUACGAGAAGCACAUGAGUAAGCGCUAA
Molecule: messenger RNA, 3756 nt
Organism: Phytomonas sp. Hart1
Lineage: Eukaryota; Euglenozoa; Kinetoplastea; Trypanosomatida; Trypanosomatidae
Source: the annotation of a GenBank genome assembly